CUGUAUAAUGUAGGCCCGAUGCAAAAAUCCAGCACGAAUCAGCCUAAAAACGCCGUCAUUUUAUAGAGGAAUAAUCCACUGAUAUCAAGCUGCGGAAAUUCUGCCUCGGAGAUAACGCUGAUUGUGCCUAUGAAAGGUUGGAUCAUUAGAUGUGAUCAUAAGUUCUUUAUUCCUCUGUGAAUUGAAGUUCUUCUGGACAAAGUUCCACAGUUGUGCCAAAAUGUUCAACAUAAAGAAAUGUCUUGAACAAAUAAAGUCCCUAGUGGAUUCAUACUUAGAAACCAAGGAUAAUAAAUAUUUCAAACGUGGAUUGAAGGAAUGUUCCUCUGCUUCGCGACGGAUCAAGAAGCGGUUGAAAUGCUGCAGGACAGUGGGAAAUAAGCAGAAACUGAUGAAUAAUUUGAACCAAGUGAUAAGUUAUCGAUCACAAUUCAAGUCAUUACAACGACAAGGUGCUGGUAUUAAAGAUCGAAAGGAAACCGCUCGUGAUAGAGUACAUUGGGAUGAUUCAAAAUCAGCAUUCAAGUCAAGAAUCCGAACUGGAGUCAUCAGCAACCUGAAACAUAAAGAACCUAAAGACUUUCUAGUGGACUGUGGGGCAAUCUUCCGCCGGAAAAUUCUGUAUGAAUUGAAAAAGGAUGAAGCUGUCAAGGUCAAUGUGGUGUUUUGUGGAGAUUUCGAAUUAAGGACAGCCGAUAAGAUUCGAACCGACUCUAAAUACUUCACAACGCCGAACGCUGCUAUAUACCGAGAUACAAACCUGACUGAAUGGUUCAAUUACAAUAUUUCGAUACCUGUCUUGAAAGACGUUGAAGAAUUUCAAGAAAAGGAUAGUGGAUGGGCUUUGAAGCAAAUAAUUAAUCUGAGUGUUAACAUAAAUAAGUUCACUCCUCAACUUGGAUCUUCAUAUAUAGAACUCCCUGCUCAAAUCAGAAACAAAGGAGCAUGUAUAAAUAUUAAAAAUAAAGAUGAAGCUUGUUUCGCAUGGGCUGUUACAUCUGCUUUGUAUCCCGUUGACAAGAAACCUGAACGUGUAUCCAAAUAUCCCCAUUACUCCAAGGUUCUGAAAUUAAAAGGAAUACAGUUUCCAAUGACUAUGAAACAGAUACCCAACUUUGAGAAACAGAAUAAUAUAUCUAUCAACGUAUAUAUUUUGAAGAAAACGGGCGAGAACUUCAUCACACUACCUACCCGCCUAACUAAGAACAAAAUGGAGAAACAUGUGAAUUUAUUAUGGAUUCAAGAUCAAUAUACAGAUAAUGAUACUCCUGUUCGAUUACAUUAUGUGUGGAUCAAAAAUCUCUCUCGACUUUUAUCAAGUCAGUUGAGUAAGGAAAAACGACAAAUAUUUGUAUGUGAUAGAUGCCUACAUUAUUUUCGAUCAAAGGAAAAACUUGAGAAACAUUCGGAGGAUUGUGCGAAAAUCAAUAAAACAGCUAUUAAAAUGCCUUCAACAGAAAGAAAUAUUCUACAAUUCAAUAAUUAUCAGAAUAAGGAGAAUGUUCCGUUUGUCAUUUAUGCAGAUCUUGAAAGCAUACUGAAACCAACUAGUAACGGAAAUAGAUAUCAAGAACAUGAAGCUGCGGCUGUUGGAUACUAUGUUAAAUGUUCAUAUGAUGAUGAGCUGAGUUUCUACCGUUCCUUUAGAGGCCCAAAUUGCAUGAAGUGGUUUGCUGAUGAACUGAAUCAGUUUGCCGAAGAUGUUGAAACAGUAUUUCUUUGCCCUUAUGAUAUCGAUAUGACUCCGCCGCAGAAUAUCGAAUUCAAGAAAGCGACUCACUGUCAUAUUUGUGGAAAAAAUUUCAAUUUCGAAGUAAAGGUGCGAGAUCAUAAUCAUCUUAUAGCAGUAAACAAUUAUCGUGGAGCAGCUCACAAGGGAUGUAAUGUCAACUAUAAAGAUCGACACACGAUUCCUGUAGUAUUCCACAACCUGAGUGGAUAUGACGCUAAUUUUGUUAUAGAAGAUAUCGCCGUAAGAAUGAAAGGGAAAAUUGACUUGUUGCCCAUAACGAAAGAAAAAUACAUUAGUUUCACUAAAUAUUCUUAUGAAUAUUCCAUUAAUUUUCGAUUCAUUGAUAGCUUUCGAUUUAUGGCGUCAUCACUGGAUCAGUUAGCUUCAUAUUUAGUAGAGUUUCCCAACCUGACAUCACAAUUUCCUGAAAAGUCUAAAGAACAUAUCAGUCUUCUCACAAAGAAAGGGAUAUUGCCAUAUGAUUACAUCGACUCUAGUAAUCGUUUCGAUGAAACUUCUUUACCACCAAUUGAAGAUUUCUACAAUGAAUUGGAGAAUAAGCCAUGUCCCCGAGAAAAAUAUAUCAGAGCUCAGCUUGUGUGGGAAAAGUUUCAGUGUCGUACUUUGGGUGAAUAUUCAGAUAUUUAUAUGAAAACUGACAUUUUACUGUUGGCUGAUGUGUUUGAACAAUUUCGUACAAGCUGUCAUAAAACUUAUGGAUUGGAUCCUGCAAAUUACUUCACGUUACCAGGAUAUACAUGGGAUGCAAUGUUGAAAUAUACAAAACAGGCAUUGAAACUUCUCACAGAUAUUGAUAUGUAUAUGUUUGUUGAACGAGGAAUUCGUGGUGGCCUGAGUCAAGUUUGUGGCAAACGAAGGGCUCAUGCAAACAAUAAGUACAUCCCCAACUAUGAUCCGUCUAAACCUGAGAAUUACCUGAUGUACUUCGAUAUCAAUAACCAGUACGGCUGGGCGAUGUCACAAUAUUUACCAUACGACGGUUUUGAAUGGGUCGAUUCUAAUAUAGAUGUCGCGCAGAUAGCAGAUGAUGCUCCCGAAGGAUAUAUUUUAGAAGUGGAUCUUGAGUACCCUAAAGAGUUACAUGAUAUACAUAAAGAUCUUCCGUUCUGUCCUCAACAUAACAAUUCUAAAACUCGAACUCCUUGUAAUGCUUCUGAACUGAAUGCUAAACUCAUGGCUACUUUGGAUCCGAAAGUGAAAUACGUUAUUCAUUAUCGAAAUUUAAAACAGGCUCUGAGAAAUGGAUUGAUUCUAACUAAAAUACAUCGAGUACUGAAAUUUAAGCAGUCUGCAUGGCUCAAGUCCUAUGUUGACCUGAAUACGAACCUACGGAAGAAUGCUAAGAAUGAAUUUGAAAAAAAUCUUUUCAAACUAAUGAAUAACGCAGUUUUCGGGAAGACCAUGGAGAAUGUCAGGAAUAGGGUGGAUGUACAUCUUCUGACGAAAUGGGAAGGACGCUAUGGAACUGAAGCAUACAUCUCCAAACCAGAGUUCAAGAACCGUGUAAUUUUCAAUGAGAACUUGGUCGCUGUUGAGCUUCAAAGACAAGAAAUAUGUUUGAAUAAACCGAUCUAUGUGGGGAUGAGCAUCUUAGACAUAGCAAAAACUACUAUAUAUGAUUUCCAUUAUAACUACAUGAAAGAAGUUUUCGGUGCUGACUGUAUUGCCUUAUAUACCGAUACUGAUUCAGUGAUUUACGAGGUAUUUGCGGAUCCUUACGAGGUAAUGAAGAGAGAUUGUCACGAAUACUUUGAUACCUCCGACUACCCUAUAGAUAAUCAGUAUGGAAUUCCGCAAGUGAACAAAAAAGUUUUGGGAAUGAUGAAAGACGAAAACAAUGGCGUGCCAAUGACAGAUUAUGUGGGUCUUAGAUCUAAAUUAUACACCAUCAAAAAUUCAACAACUCAUGAUGAGCUGGAUGCUAAAAUACAUCAAUGGAAGAAGGAGGAGUAUAAUCCUGAAGAAAUUGAAUCUAUGAUCCGAAAUUACGGUACCAUGAAGAAGGCAAAGGGAAUUAAAAAAUCAGUUGUUAAGAAUAAAAUAUGUUUCGAGGAUUAUAUAGAUUGUUUAGAAACAAAGGAGAAAAAGAUUAUUACACAAAAUUUAAUAAAGGCCAAGGAACAUCGUGUGUAUUCGUUGACACAGCAGAAAAUAGCCUUGAGCUCAGAAGAUGAUAAACGAUGUUUAGUACGUGGAUCAUUCGACACUCUACCUUGGGGGCAUUAUUCGCUCAUUGAUACUCAGAAGCAAGCAGUGGCGUAGCUUGCCUUAGAGGGGGCCCUGUAUCAAAAUGUGUUGAGGGGCCCUAAGGAAGGGUGAAGUAAAAAUAAAAGUAGCAAAAAAUGUUCGAUAUUUAUCUAAAUGAUUUUAUGUAUAACUGAAAGUUCUAACUCAUACUUGGUGCUGGGAGCGAAAUAAUAUAAUAAUAUGCAAACAAUACAAAAUAUUAAAGAUACACUUUUCUAGCCUGACGAUCUCAAGAUUUUCAGGCGCAUUUGCUCACGGGGGGAUUCUGUUGGUUUUCAGGAAGACCUUGAUCGGUUUUCCAGGUUUUGCUCUGGUAGAUACUUUACUUUGAACAUAGAAAAAUGUAACCAUAUCAGCUUCACGAAAAAUACGAAUCCUAUAGAUCAUCCACUCUCUAUUGAAGGAAGAGCGAUUGGCAAAGUGACCAGGGUCAGGGAUCCCGGCGUAGUAUUGGAUGCGCAUGUGGAGCAGAUUGUCGCAAGGGCUUUCAGAAUGCUUGGAUUCAUCUUAAGGGUGACAGAGCAGUUCCAAAUGUGACUGCUUUGAGGACCCUUUAUUUCAGUUUAGCGGAGCACUCUGGAAUAUGCAACGCCGAUCUGGUCACCUUCUUAUUAUAAAUAUGUUGAUAGAGUGGAGAGUGUACAAAGAAAAUUCAUAAAGAAUCUUAACUAUAGGUGCCGUCAUCCGUGUCAACUAGAUUAUGAAGCCAGCUUAGUGCUGCUUAAGAUGUCGACCCUGGAGCGGAGGAGAAUGGUCUCUGAUGGAAUUUUUCUUCAUCGAAUUUUGAGUAAAAAUUUCAAUUUUCCACUUAUUAAUUUUAUAACAUUCAAUAUUCCGAGCGUCAACACCCGACAGAGGACGCUUUUCUCCGUUCCUAAGGCUCGCACCUCAUUGUUUUACAACUCUGUUUUUUUGGGGAUGAUGCGCUUUUAUAAUACAUAUUUGGGUAAAAUUGACAUAUUUGAUGUAUCGAUGGCUAGUUUUAGGAGGAGUAUUAACUCUUGUUUGUUCCGCAUCCCGUAAGAUGGGAUUUUCUGUGCUUUUCUAACUGUUGAAUUUCAUUUUUUUGUUCGGAUCAGAUGUUGGGGAUCUUUAAAAUUGGAGCUGCUUGUAUACCUAUAUAUUGUUUUCUCAUUUUCUUCUUGUAAAAUUCUUGUUUUUAUUCUGUGAACCCUUGUAAGUGGGAUAUUUUCCUGUAAGGGUCCCUAUUUAUAAAUAAAUAAAUAAAUAAAUAGCCUUUAUUUCA
Molecule: messenger RNA, 5246 nt
Organism: Coccinella septempunctata (seven-spotted ladybird)
Lineage: Eukaryota; Metazoa; Arthropoda; Insecta; Coleoptera; Coccinellidae
Exons: 3
Coding region: 221-4015 (1264 amino acids)
Source: RefSeq, a predicted model, not a curated record